Molecule: messenger RNA, 1135 nt
Organism: Pogonomyrmex barbatus (red harvester ant)
Lineage: Eukaryota; Metazoa; Arthropoda; Insecta; Hymenoptera; Formicidae
Gene: Ipp
Product: inositol polyphosphate 1-phosphatase
Biological process (GO): phosphatidylinositol phosphate biosynthetic process
Molecular function (GO): inositol-1,4-bisphosphate 1-phosphatase activity
Source: RefSeq, a predicted model, not a curated record
UGUUAUGUGAUAUUCCGUGCAGGCUUUCCUUAGAAAAAAUGAAAAGCGGCAGCAGAUUGUUAAAAGUUCUUUUACAAGCUUCAGAGAAGGCAGCAAACAUUGCCAGAACUUGCCGCCAGAAGGAAGCUCUCUUUCAAUUGUUAGUACAAGAAAAAUCUUUGGAAGAAAAGAAUCCUCGUUUUUUCCAGGAUUUCAAAACUUUAGCCGAUGUUCUCAUUCAGGAAACUAUCAGACAUGACAUAGAAAUUGAAUUUCCAGAAUUGGCUAAGUUGGUGCAAGGUGAAGAGACUAAUGUGUUUAGCAAUACCUUGGGGGAAUCUAUUAUCGUUGAAGUCUGCUCAUGCAGCAAAGAUACAACACAACUGCUGACGAAAGUUAUGGGUAAUGAUGUUGUGGCAGCAGAGCUGCUUGCUGCUGAAGUCCAUAAAGACGUUCAGCUUUCAAAUGUGCCAAUCACAUUAGACAUCCCCAAUGAUUUUGACGUCAAUGUGGACGACCUUGGUAUUUGGAUAGAUCCAAUCGAUUCAACAGCAGAUUACAUAAGCGCAACGGAGACAGUGGACGAGGAGACUGGUUUAUAUUUGAGCGGAUUACGUUGCGUCACUGUAUUAAUUGGAGCAUACAAGAAAAGUACAGGAGUACCAGUUUUGGGUGUAGUUAAUCAACCUUUUUGCGUCAAUACGGAUUCACAGUGGAUGGGAAAAUGUUACUGGGGUUUUCUGGGAGGUGGCAUCGCCAAGUCUUCCAUAAGUAACACGUGUAAUGCUGAUAAAAUCAUUUUACUCAGUCGCUUCGAAGAUGCAGAUGUGAAAUCAAAAUUAUUAAACAACGGAUUCAAAUUGUUGGAGGUAACUGGAGCAGGAUACAAAAUACUGAGCGUCGCUGUUGGACAAGCGGCUGCUUACAUUUUGUCGAAGGGUUCCACUUACAAGUGGGACACGUGUGGACCACAAGCUCUUCUAUCAUCAGUUGGCGGAGGCAUCAUCGAAUUCAAAGAAUUUAUCGUGCAUCCAGAUUCGGAUAAUUUAAGCGUGAAUUAUUACCUAUGCACAAAUUUCUCUAAUCGUGGAGGCUUGAUAGCAUACAGAGAUCCUCAAAUUUUGGAAACUUUAAAUGUUUUUAUGUAAAUCAUCUC